Didymodactylos carnosus is the source of this 1853-nucleotide messenger RNA. NCBI's taxonomy places the organism in Eukaryota, Metazoa, Rotifera, Eurotatoria, Philodinida, Philodinidae. The record is from the annotation of a GenBank genome assembly.
CAGUAGAAACAACAUCUAAAAAUAUGUCUGUGGUGAAAUUUUGAGUGUCAUGAAACAAUGUUUAGAGGAGAUAUGGGUAUUGGACUUCUAAGAUAUUCAUAGGUUCAUGUGACUCCUAACCAAAGAGCCGCUUCUGGCAUCUUUACCCACUCAAAAACUAAACUCAAAUAGUGCAUCGUAUAGCCUCAGAUGAGCUCUACAAAACUGCGUAUUUAUAUGGAUAAAACAAGCAAGGUUUGGAGCUAGGAGAACCGAAGUAUAGGGUCGACUUGUGUGCUCCAUCCUUGCAAUUAGAUAUACGCUCAGCAAAGCUACCCAUAAGACCGUCUGAAAAUUCCUAAUAUAGUGUAUUCGACUUAGUUUUUUACGCUGAACCCGAAUAUGAUCUUAUAUUUAGACUUUGACUAACAAGUAGUGCACAAAAUAAUGAAAACCGAACAUGAAAAAGGAAAAGCGACCUUAAAAUUGGGCUUUAGAUUUUAAUGUGAGGUCAUUUUGGGUAUGGCGCCCUCCAGUAGAAGAACUUUCAAAUAGUAAAUUUUGUAGUUCUAUCUUGUGCGCAAUUUCUUCUUAUCUAUUUCAAAUUCAAAUUGUUUUCCCUCUAGAAAAUAAUUAAAGACUCAACGACAACUUAGUUUCUACUUUAUUACAUGAAAAUUCUAUCAUUAUUUGUAGACAAAUAUCUUAAAAUUUCAACUAUUUCUUCUUUUUUGUAUUCUGUUAUAGACUUGUGGUUUGAUUUCAUUUAGACUCGCAUAAUUGAAUGGUGUUUUAAUAUUCCAUUUUAUGAUACACUAAGUUUUAUGCUUGAUAUAUGUGAUAAAAUCAAGUAUAGACAUUAUGAUGAUAAAUCUGUUCUGACGGAGGAUAGUUAUAUAGAAGGUGUUCGUGUUCGAAUCUAUGAUGCGGUGAACGCAACAAAAGUUCCACAAUCAAAUAGAAAAGCACUUGUUCUCUUUUUUCAUGGAGGCGGUUUCUUUUUUGGUGGCAUAGGUUCGCAUGAUACAAUGAAUUAUUAUUUAGCAAAAUAUAGUGGCACUAAAGUAGUCACCGUCGAUUAUCGUUUGUCUCCGGGUGUUCGAUAUCCUGACGCUAUUGAUGACAGUGUUCGCGUAACACGUUAUAUUCUUCAACAUUCACAAAAAUAUAAUGUUGAUUUAACACGAGUAUUUCUAGCAGGUGAUUCAGCCGGUGCUAAUUUAGCUAUAAUUGUUGAACGUCGUUUACGUAAUGAGUUAUUUUAUCCAAUUCGUGCUGAAAUUUUACUUUAUCCUCUUAUGCAACUUGUCAAUUAUAUGUUACCUUCAUAUCAAAAGUAUCUAAAAUAUGAACUCUUAUCAGUUGUAACAGAAGAUUUUCUAUAUCAAGUACCAAACUAUUAUUUAAAUACAACAUUUGAACGAUCAAAACUAUUUAAAAAUCAACAUUUAUCUAAACAAGAUUUAAAUAAAUUCUAUUCAAUAAUUAAUAAACAAUGGUUAAAUCAGUCAGAUAUCAAUGAUAGAUCCUAUGAUAGUAAUAAACCGUUAUCAGACGAUUAUUAUAUAACAUCAACGAAUGAAUGUCAUCCAGAUACAUCAAAAUUGUUUCAUGAUGAUAUUUCACCAUUACUCUCCUCAACUAAUAUUAUUUCUCAAACUCCUUCAACAUUUUUAGUUUCAUGUGAAUAUGAUGUUUUAUUAAGUGAUUCUUUAUUAUAUUGGAAAAGAUUAAAAGACGCACAUGUUGAAGUAGAAUAUCGACAUUAUUAUAUUUUUCAUGGUGCAAUGACAUUUGUAGAUUGGCCUGUAACAUUUACAGAUGCAUUUGAAAUUAUUGAAGAUAGUGCCGAAUUUAUUCGAAACAAAAUCUAA